AUGCGAUCAGAAAACCAUAUCUCUCCUGUUAGCUACCAUAGUUGUGAGUACACAGUCACAAGAAAUGUCUCUAAGGUGGUUGCGUUUCAAAAGCCGUAUGAAACCAUUGUCCCGUGUCGAGGAUGGAUACCAUGGAAGUUGUGCGCUAAAACACAUUAUAAAACGCAAUACCACUCCAUUAUGGUAGCUGAGACUGCGAAUAUUACACAGUGCUGCGAUGGUUACGAGCAAGUAGGGGACUACUGUGCACUAUCUUUAGAGAAAUCAAGCCAAUUUGUUUUAAGCCAUGGGAUGUGUCCUGAUAUAAAUAAGGAGAUGAAAGGAAAAAAAAAUUGUACUUUUGAUAUUGAUUGUCCUGGACUUCAGAAAUGCUGCAACUUUUCCAAAGGAUCCUUUUGUACUUCUCCUGCACCUCAAGCACUUGAUAGAAAUACAAUCAAGUACUGGUACAAUGGAACUGUCACCAUAAAAAUGGGAUUUAAUGAAUUAAGCAGGAUUGAUCCUGGUUUUUUCAACCACACAAGAUUGUUGCAUUCUAUGAUUUCCGGGGAAUUAUGGCCACUAAAUGUAACGGUUCAUCAUAUCUCCACGAAACCCGCAGGGACCUUUACGGUUGAGUCACUUAUCCUCAUUGGAAUAAAUGAAUCUGAUAGUUUAAUCAAUAUAUCUUCGAAGCUCAACAAUAUUGUUAUUCGUUUACCAGAAGUGAUCGAUAUACAAAUAAAAGAUUUGAAUGAAUGCUUACACCCACGACUGCAUGGGUGCUUAAAAGAUGAACGGUGCAUUCAUUUGGAAGGUUCAUACAACUGUACACAAAAUUCAGCACCUCCUACUAACAGCACAGAUUGCUCUUCAUUCUUGAAUCAUGGUAUCAGCAAUGUCACCGGCAGUAGUUUUUAUAUACACUGGAAUACAGACUGCCCUGAGAACCAUACAUACAAUGUACAAGUGUUUUUAGUGAAAAGAUACAACGAAAGCAGCAUAACCAUCAGCCAGACUCAUCUGCACAUAAGAGGCCUAGCAGCCGGCGAGUUGUACAUGGUGGGAGUUGGCUUUGAGGACUGCAGAGGAAUUGUUCACUCAUGGAAAGAACAAGUAAAAACUGAAGCUCAGAUACUAGUUGGUAAACUUAGAAUCAUAAACCUUGAGCUGACAGAGGAUUUACGCAACACCAGUUCAAAUCAAUAUAAAAACUUUGUGAACAACUUUAGCAAAGAGAUCAAAGAAAGUUUGCCGCAAGAAUUAUCUCCUAACAAUGUAAAAGUGGAAGUUUACGCACUAAGUGCUGGGAGUGUUGUUGUCCAUUAUCAUUUAAUAAUAAGCAACUUAACAAAUCCAAUAAAUAUCACAUCAGUAACACUGUCAUCUACUAACAAGGACAAUAUGUUUGAUAUUGACCAGAAUUCCAUUGUCUUUACAGAUUUCGAUGAAUGCUCAUCACUUUCAGACAAUGACUGUGAUGUCAACGCCAUAUGUAAGAACCUUGAAGGAUCCUAUACAUGUGACUGUAAUAAACCAUAUAUGGAUACAAACCCCUCAAGGCCUGGGAGGAGUUGUCACCUUUCAGGAGAAGAGAUAUCCCCACUACCAGGUUUGCUCAACCCAACAACAAAAGGACCAGUAUCUAUAAACACAAACAGUCCACCAGCACAACCGUUUCCAACCACUGUGACCACAAGUUAUUUUACAACAGUAGACAGUAAGCCAGAAGACUCAACAACUGUAUUUCAAACCUUGCCUUCUGUGUUACAUACAGCUGUAUCCAGUACAGUUGACCACAAUACUAUUUCAUUGAAUACAUCUGACGGACAACUCAUUGGAAAGCCAGUAACAUCAAACCCUGCUUUACAAGAGUCACUUGAUACUACACAUAACAUAGUUUCUAGCACAUCGUAUCCCAGUAUAAGCAGCAGCACAGAAAUUAUUCCAACUAUGCUACCCAACUCUGUUUCCAUUACUAGUGGACACAGCACAGAACAUUCAUCUACACAGAAUGUGAAGACUGACGGUGUAAACUACACAGUAAAUGUAAAAGAGACCGAAACAAUGUCCCAUGUUCCCAGAUCUACCAAUCAGAAUGUAUCUCAUGUUACAAGUACAUCUCCCACAGUGCAUACAGGAUUUCUAAACACCACUGUUCAUGAUUCACUGAAGUCCCUGGUGACCAUAAACAAUGACUUAAGUAUGAAAGGAACACCUGGAAAAAUCACAACCACUAUCAGUACAUUAUCAUUAAAAGAUGCAAGCAUUGUGUUGUGUGAUAUGGAAAAAAUAGGCAUCAGGAUCCAGAAAACAUACCUCAACCAGAUGUCCAUCUCAGAGGGUUCUUUGUAUCUUGGAAAUGCUUCAUGCAACGUAAGCGACAUUACAGAUUCAUAUGUCCAGCUACAAUCAGGAUGGAAUAUGUGUGGCACACAAGUUCAAAAUAAUAAGACCCACGUUAUUCUUUAUACAACACUUUAUAUGGCGGUACCACAACCAUUUCCUAAUAUGCUACAACCUCCUAAGCAAAUAGGUUCAAUACAUUGUUUGUUCCAGAAUGAUAUUGUGACUUCUUCUGGAUACAAUACGCCUAAAGGGAUCUAUUUUACCAUUGAAGAUUUAAAAGGAGAUGGAACUAUUAUUCCAGAAUUUGAGCUUUUUGAUGGAGACCAGCCCAUCUCCAGAAACGUAACUCUUGCGGCCACAGAUGACAUAACAGUUCAUAUCAGGAUUAGGACCGAUGACGUACAAUUCAAGGUUGUCAUAAGUGAUUGCUGGGCCACACCAAGUGCUGAUGUGCAGGACCCCCUAUCAGCCAGCUUUAUAAACAAUAGCUGUGCUUUGCCGAACACUCACACUCUAAUCCUUUCUAAUGGCAUAUCAAACAAUGCUUCAUUUCAAACAAAGAUAUUUGCCCUUAUUGAAACUCCUAUUGUGUAUUUGCACUGUAGGCUACAUAUAUGCAAGGAAAUUCCUCCAGGCACCUGCAAACCGAGCUGCGGUAAUAGUGCCCGCUCCCUAACAGCUGGGGAGAAAGUAUCAACAACAGUUACCCGAAUGGGGCCCCUUCACCGAGCCAACAAAUACAAUACACAAGACUCUAAAGAAUUUACCCUGGGACCAGGAUACAUCGCCCUUAUCAUUAUACUGAUCUUUUUGUUUGUGGCUGGAGUGGCAGCUGGUUUUAUUUGCUGGCACGAAAGAAGAACAGGAAAAUAUAACUUCAAACUUAAACGUGAUGUUGGUUAUCAAGUGUUCAGUAACUAG
Molecule: messenger RNA, 3249 nt
Organism: Bombina bombina (fire-bellied toad)
Lineage: Eukaryota; Metazoa; Chordata; Amphibia; Anura; Bombinatoridae
Gene: UMODL1
Product: uromodulin like 1
Exons: 17
Coding region: 1-3249 (1082 amino acids)
Cellular component (GO): extracellular region; cell surface
Molecular function (GO): calcium ion binding; protein binding; peptidase inhibitor activity
Source: RefSeq, a predicted model, not a curated record